This is a messenger RNA of Microthlaspi erraticum, 852 nucleotides long. NCBI's taxonomy places the organism in Eukaryota, Viridiplantae, Streptophyta, Magnoliopsida, Brassicales, Brassicaceae. The record is from the annotation of a GenBank genome assembly.
AUGGCUAAUCAAAGAGCGAUUCUCAAAAACGCUCUCAUCCUUUUCCUCUUCACCUUAACCAUCAUAACAAAAACCGCGUUCUCUCAAAACUGCGGUACCAACGGCUGUGCAGGCAACUUAUGCUGCAGUAGAUAUGGAUAUUGUGGCACCACAGCCGCAUACUGUGGCACCGGGUGCAGAAGUGGACCUUGCUCUUCCGGACCCUCACCUGUCACACCAACUCCUAGCGGCGGUGGAGGCGGUCUAAACGCUGAUCCUCGUGAUACCAUUGAAAACGUUGUUACACCAGCGUUUUUUGAUGGUAUCAUGAGUAAAGUCGGAAACGGCUGUCCAGCAAAAGGGUUCUACACUCGCCAAGCUUUCAUCUCCGCCGCACAAUCUUUCCCGGCCUAUCAAGGAACCGUCGCUAAGCGUGAAAUCGCCGCCAUGAUGGCUCAGUUCUCUCACGAGUCUGGAAGUUUUUGUUACAAAGAAGAAAUAGCGAGAGGAAAGUACUGCCAAGCGAGCACAGCCUACCCUUGUCAACCGGGAAAGGACUACUACGGUCGCGGUCCGAUCCAAAUCACGUGGAACUACAACUACGGCGCAGCCGGAAAGUUCCUUGGACUUCCUCUCUUGACUGAUCCAGAUAUGGUGGCCCGUAGCCCUGAAGUAGCCUUUAAGUGUGCCAUGUGGUUCUGGAACCUUAAUGUUCGUCCGGUUUUGGACCAAGGCUUUGGAGCCACAACGAGGAGGAUCAACGGUGGAGAAUGCAACGGUAAUCGUCCUGCAGCGGUGCAGAGCAGAGUUAACCGUUACGUGGAGUUCUGUCAGAUGCUUGGAAUCACUACUGGAACAAAUCUUAGUUGUUAA